AUGAGGGAGAGGAGAUGUCCAGCUGAGGAGUAUUAUGUGCAGCGGGAGGUUUUGGAUGAGAUACGUCUGGAUGAAGUGGCAGAAAAAGAGACAUGCUCGACUGAGCCAUCCCUGACAGAACGAGUAAAAGAGUCUCUGAGGUGUUCGGUGCCCAGGGUGAAGCAGACGGUGCUGAACUGGGUGCCUGUUCUGGGUUGGCUGCCUCAUUACUCCAUCAGAGAAAAUGCCAUUGGGGACCUGAUCGCUGGCUGCAGCGUGGGCAUUAUGCAUCUACCACAGGGUAUGGCAUAUGCUCUUCUGGCUUCUUUGCGUCCAGUGUUUGGCUUGUACACUUCUCUCUACCCAGUGCUGGUCUACUUCAUUUUUGGAACUUCUAGACACAUCUCUUUAGGUACAUUUGCUGUGAUCAGCAUCAUGAUCGGCAGUGUGACAGAGAGGCUGGCACCAGACAGUAACUUCAUAGUAAAUGGCACCAACGGGACAGAAAGUGUGGACAUUGAUGAACGAGAUGCACGCAGAGUACAAAUAGCAUGUACCCUCACUGUCCUAACAGGAAUCUUUCAGUUCUUGUUGGGUGUGGUGAGGUUUGGCUUUGUGGUCACCUACCUGUCUGAGCCACUGGUUCGUGGAUACACCACAGGAUCAGCCUGUCAUGUGUCCAUCUCCCAACUCAAGUAUGUGUUUGGAGUGAAAACAGCUCGAUACGCUGGUCCCCUUUCACUUAUUUAUACUCUGGUGGACAUUUGCCGUUUGCUGCCUCAGACUAAAGUGCCAGAGCUGGUAGUCAGUCUGGUGGCGAUUUCUGUUCUCAUUGUGGUCAAAGAAAUCAACGACUGCUACAAACAGAAACUUCCACUACCCAUUCCCAUAGAACUCAUAGUUAUCAUAGGUGCUACAAUCAUCACCCAUUUCUGUGGACUUACUAGUAAAUACAACAUUGAUGUAGUCGGAGAGAUACCCAGUGGGCUUAAAGCCCCUCGUGCACCAGAUGUGACUUUGUUCUCACAUGUGAUAGGAGAUGCUUUUGCAGUGGCCAUCGUUGGAUAUGCUAUCAACAUUUCCCUGGGCAAAACAUUUGCCCUCAAACAUGGCUACAAAGUUGAUAGCAACCAGGAGCUGGUUGCUCUUGGUCUUAGCAACACUAUUGGUGGAUUCUUUCAGUGUUACUCUGUGACUUCCUCCUUGUCUCGCAGUCUCAUUCAGGAGAGCACAGGGGGCAAAACACAGGUAGCUGGAGUUAUUUCUUCAGUCAUUGUGCUCAUUACUGUUUUGAAAAUAGGCGCCCUCUUUGAGGAUCUCCCAAAGGCUGUCCUAUCGACCAUAGUAUUUGUGAAUUUAAAAGGAAUGUAUAAGCAAGUGUUGGAUGUGCCCAUGCUUUGGAGAACCAAUAAAGUUGAUUUGCUGGUGUGGCUGGUAACGUUCACAAGCACCAUCCUGCUCAACCUGGACUUGGGUCUGGCCGUGUCCGUUGCUUUUUCCAUGCUCACAUUCAUCUUCAGAACACAACUGCCCCGUUACUCUGUCUUGGGUCAUGUGCCGGGAACUGACCUGUAUCUGGACACAGACUCCUACAAACAGGCCAAAGAGAUUCCAGGGAUUAAAAUCUUUCGCUCAUCAGCAACCAUCUACUACACAAAUGCUGAGAUGUACUUGGAAGCCCUGCAAGAGAAGAGUGGAAUUGAACUUGGGAAGUUGCUGACAGCAAAGAAGAAGAAAGAUGCAAAGCUGAAGCGUCAACAAGAGAAGGAGAAAAAGAAAGCUAAAAAAUUGGAAAAGGGACAAAUAAAUGGGGUCAGACACCUAUCCAAUGGCACAUUCACUUUGGAAAUGCCAGAGGGAAAAGUCUCUGCAGGAGUAAAUGGACUCAGUCAGGGAAAUGGUGUAGCACUUCACGGGAAAGAAACCUCAACACAUCACCUCAGUAAAGGUCAAGUAAACUGGGCUUACCAGCAAGACACAGCCAUGUUUGACUCAGACACAGAAUGUCAUAAUGGCAUCCAGAAUAUAUAUGAGGACAUUGAGGAAAAUGAGAAGGCCUGUGUAUCGGGCACACACAGCAUCAUCCUGGACAUGUCCACGACCAGCUUUGUGGACACAGUGGCUGUGAAGACCUUGAAAAAUAUAUUCAGGGACUUUGGUGAGAUUGAUAUGGACAUCUAUCUAGCAGGAUGCCAAGCCUGUGUUGUGGAGCAGCUGGAAACUGCAGAUUUCUUCUCAAAGAACAUCCCAAAGACCCGGCUGUUCGUCACAGUUCAUGAUGCAGUGCUGCAUAUUUUGAAGCAAAAGGGACAGUCGUUGCCAUUGGAUGUUUCCUGCAGCACCAAGAUGUAACCAGCAGGAGUCAGACUGUUCCAACUCUCACCAUCUUAUUCCUUUUAGGCGGCUGGCGGUUCCAUUUUUCACUAUUGGUUCUCAGUGUCUCCUCCCCCUUCAGAGAGGGAGAGUGCACCACCUUGACAUGGCGGCUGGUUGCCAUGGAAAUACAGGGAGCCGUUGCUGUGGCAACAGGCUUUUUAUGAUAUCGUAUAAUGAGAUAGCCAGCAAUACGUCACUGCAGCUCUCUUGCUCUGUGGUGUGUGCGAAAGACAGGGAAGGGGCGGGGGUUGAGUGGGAGAAUGUAACACUGGACUAAUAGGAGUCUGUAUUUAUAGCCUGUGUGAAAGAACACAGAGUGAGUGAAAGGUUGACUGUAAGGGGAAACUCAACAGACCCAGUGUGUGUGCAUGUGUCGGUCAGUCUGUAUUCUCUUGCACCACUACAGUUGGUCCCGCUGACGAAAGCCUUUGAGAAUUCAUUGAUAAAAUACAAAUAUUUGUUAUUGAUAAGACUGUGCCGUUCCAUCUGGGAGUGGUUUGUUACCGUUACAGUGCAUUCAUUUGCUUCACACACUGCCACAUUGAGCCAAUUUGCAUACUGUAUCUUAUGUCAUGGAUGGUAUUUAAGAGCUUUUAAACACUGACAGCAUUGGUGUAUUUAUAGUCUGUCUUUACACGUCUGAUUCCCUAAUGUCUUCUAUUUCUGGAGUCCAGUAUCAUGUUAUUGUCUGCUAUCAAACAGCCUGAUGGAUGCUGAAUGUAAUACUGGUGUGAUGUGGACAG
Molecule: messenger RNA, 3098 nt
Organism: Sphaeramia orbicularis (orbiculate cardinalfish)
Lineage: Eukaryota; Metazoa; Chordata; Actinopteri; Kurtiformes; Apogonidae
Product: solute carrier family 26 member 6-like
Exons: 19
Coding region: 1-2331 (776 amino acids)
Biological process (GO): sulfate transmembrane transport
Cellular component (GO): membrane
Molecular function (GO): secondary active sulfate transmembrane transporter activity
Source: RefSeq, a predicted model, not a curated record